GCAUCCAAAUCAUCCAAAAGCCCCAACCGUGAUAGGAAUGGGGAUAUCGUUACUUUCAUUCCCUAUGUAUAAAAGAAUCCCAAAAUCCUGAUCGCAGAUCUGAGAUACCCAAAAAAAAAAAAAAAGCCUCCGACGGAACCCCACGGCGGCGCUCACCGGCCGACCACCGGCAAAGGGAACCCUCCCCCUCUAGAGGGUGUUGUUCUAUAACCUUAAAAAGUUAAUUGGAGUGCUUCGUAGACUCUGAUCUCUGUUCUCUCUAUUUCUAUAAAGUCCAAACCUGCGGCGCCUAUAUUUCCAAUACUCUCUCUCUCUUUGUUUUCUCUCUGCUUCUCUCUCUGUGUCAGUUCGAAGCUGCGGCCAUGGCUGCAGACCCUGAAGGUAAAGAGUUGAAGCUGUACUCUCAGUUUCAGACAGAGCAAACGAAGCAGAAACCCUUUGAAGGGGACAAUUGGUCGAGCUACUUUGGCCCUUCUGAUUCAUUUCUCGGCUUCAGCUCUCCGGUGGAGUCCGAGCUCGGUUCCUACGAGAUCGAGAGCGAUAAAGACGAUGAUCACACGGCUGAAUUGAGUCGCCGGAUGGCUCAGUACAUGCUUCAGGAUGAAGAUAACUCCUCCACUGCAAGCUCUGGCUCUGAGAUUCAAAACAAGUCAUGGGGUUUGGCUGGUUCGCCAAUUUCAACUCUGUGGUCACCUCUAGGCUCAAGCAAUGGAAGCAGCCACGGAAGCCCGGAGGGGCCAUCGAAGGAGCCAUCGCCACCAACGACGCCAAUCGUAGCAGACCGAGGGGUGCUGGGGCUGGACAUUUCACAAAACGUUUUCAGCAAGUUGGAGAAGAUGAAAAAUGUGUGCAGGGAUGGAGAAACUGGAUCUUCUUCUUCUUCCAAAGACCAAGCUCGAGCUCUCAAAAAUCAAAAGCGGAAGCAGAACCAGAACAAGCAAAACCAGAACCAGAGCCAGAGCCAGCAGCAGUUUAUGAAGCAAAGAGGGUCAAAACCAGGUGGUUCAGCAGGGACUGGCGUGUUCUUGCCCCGCCAUGUGAACUACAACCGCCCAGCUCCAUCUCCUCAGCCGCCACAGCCGUCCAAGACAAAGGGCUCUUCCACCGUUCUAAUACCCGUGAGAGUCCUGCAAGCUUUACAGCUUCACUACGACCGAAUGGACGACCAGACGAGACAAAAAAUCACUGGGUUCGCAGCAAUUAGAGAAGCAAUGGGUGGUGCGAUAACCGCCACACAUGGCGAGACCCAAACCCAGCCGGAAGCGGCGGCGGCGGCGGCGGCGGAGACGGCGACAAGCCAAAUGGACGUGGGUCUCCCUCAAGAAUGGACGUAUUAAUGGAAUGGGUACAACAUCUGGCGGUUUCCGAUCACAAAUCUGAAGCUUUUUGGCGGUUUGUGAGAGAGAGACGAAGUUUAUGGAUCGCAAUAAAAGCCACAAGUAGGCAGAGAAAGAAGACGAAAUUGAAAUUUCGUGUUGUGAAUGAAAACGACGUCGUUCUUUUACUGUCUAUGAGGGGCAAAAAAGUAAAUAAAGUUUGGGAAAUUAAUAUUGUUUUAGGAGGGAGGAGCAUUUUUUUUUUCCUUUUUUGAAUAAAAAAUGUGAAAUCCUUUGUAAUAAUUUCAAACAAGGUUGUUUGUUUCCCUACAAUAAUUGUUUAAAUAAUUUAAUUAUUUUUACUGGGUC
Messenger RNA from Momordica charantia (bitter melon), 1685 nucleotides. Its product is annotated as G patch domain protein. Lineage: Eukaryota; Viridiplantae; Streptophyta; Magnoliopsida; Cucurbitales; Cucurbitaceae. The record is from RefSeq and is a predicted model, not a curated record.